Messenger RNA from Helianthus annuus (common sunflower), 1220 nucleotides. Its product is annotated as homeobox-leucine zipper protein ATHB-16. The coding region runs from base 237 to 1100 and encodes 287 amino acids. Gene Ontology annotation, molecular function: DNA-binding transcription factor activity, RNA polymerase II-specific; sequence-specific DNA binding. Gene Ontology annotation, cellular component: nucleus. Gene Ontology annotation, biological process: positive regulation of DNA-templated transcription. The record is from RefSeq and is a predicted model, not a curated record. Lineage: Eukaryota; Viridiplantae; Streptophyta; Magnoliopsida; Asterales; Asteraceae. The transcript has 3 exons.
CACCACCCCACAGCCUGUUCAUACAGUGCUUCUGUUUCAGAUUUUGAGUAAAAAAACAAAAUUCUUUCUCAAUUCUUGAUUUUCUCAAUACCCUUUCAAGAUUUUAUUAUUAUUAUUUUUAGUUUACAAAACAAAAUUCUUGAUUGGUGUGUUCUUGUAACAAAAACUUUAACACAAGAAAAUGAUUGAUUGGCCUAUUAUUGUUAUCCAAGAUCUUGCUUGAAGUUGUUCAAACUAUGAAGAUGAACUACAAUUGCUCUGAUUCUUUGACUCAUUUUCUCUCAUACCCACUUGAAGACUCAGGUGACAUCAAAUCAGAAGAGAACUGCAUUUACAAUGCAGACUUUCAGCCAAUGAUUGACGGUGGCGGCUGUGGCAGUGGCGGCAGAGAUGGAGAAGACUAUGGUGGUGAUGAAACAAUACAACUCGGUGACAAAAAAAGAAGAUUAAGCAAUCAUCAAGUGAAAUCGUUGGAGAAAAUAUUUGAAGUCGAUAACAAACUCGACCCGGAUAGGAAAGUGAAAGUGGCCCGAGAAUUGGGGUUGCAGCCGCGGCAGGUGGCGAUUUGGUUCCAAAAUCGCCGCGCGAGGUGGAAGACGAAACAAUUGGAGAGGGAUUACAAUGUUCUUAAGUCUAAUUAUGAUGUACUUAAGCAUAAUUAUCAUAAGCUUCAACAAGAGAAAGAUACCAUAGCAAAAGAGUUGUUAGAGCUAAAAGCAAAACUUUACAAGGAAACAAAAGAAGACAACAAUGAAGUUGAGUACAAAGAAAAUAAUCUUUUCUUGGGAUCUGAUCCAACCAAUACAACAUUAAACUAUGAAAAAACUCUUAAAUUACUAGAUUUAAAAGAUGGGCUUUCCGAUAGUGACUCAAGUGGGGUUCUAAAUGACGAAAACAUGAACGUUAGCAACGACAAUGGAAGUCUGUCGCUAAAUAUGGCGCGUUUUGGGGUCUCUUCGAUAUGUUCAUCGUCUGCUACAGAGCUUGUAGAUCCAGGAGUGUAUCAGCAAGAAUCAGAUCCUUAUUUAGUCAGUAAUGGUGAAGAUGAAUCAUGCAACAUAUUUUUGGUCGAUCAAGCACCUAGCUUUUGUUGGUACUGACGGGAUCAUAACAAGUAGUCGCUAAAUGUCUUUUAUUGUUGUUUAAUAAAUUGAAUUAUUAUGUAAUAUUUUGGAAGUAUAUUAAAAUAGUUGAAAAUUUUUAUUCCCUAAAAGUAAAAA